Messenger RNA from Caenorhabditis sp. 36 PRJEB53466, 7488 nucleotides. The record is from the annotation of a GenBank genome assembly. NCBI's taxonomy places the organism in Eukaryota, Metazoa, Nematoda, Chromadorea, Rhabditida, Rhabditidae.
AUGGCUUCAAUUCUGGUAUUGGUGGCUGCCGUUCUGAGCAUUUGUUCUCCAGUCCAAUCCUAUAAUUUCUUGGUGGUUUCCCCGAGCUUUGGCCACAGUCACUGCACUUUUCUGGGAAAAGUCGCCGAUUCACUGGCGGAGAGCGGUCAUAAUGUGGUGAGUGAUCGGUGGUUUGUACUGAAAUAUAUUAUUCUUCCCCUUUACAGACUCUCCUUUCCAUCCAGGUUACUUCCAAUUUUCGAAAUGUUUCGUACUCUAAAUCCGUCAAAGAUCUUGUUUACAUUGAGGUCAGUUAGUGGUGGUGCAAAAUGAGGCCAACGCAAAACAUUUCCAGACGACAGAGGAGAUUGAUAGAUUGGGGAAUCAGAUGGAGUCCGGGGACUUGUCCAGAUUCUGGAGCGAAGAAGGAAGCAUGCUCGAGACGAUUCCCAGCUACACUGGCUUCAUGUCUAUCUUCGACAAAGUCAUGGACAGUCAGUGCAAACUGAAUUUUAUCGGGAAACGUUUUGUGUGUUACAGAUCUUCGAGCAAACGUUCAUGUUCUUGAUGAAAUGCAAAAAACGCGUCCAAAGUUCGACGUGAUCGUCUUCGAAGGAUUCAUGUUCAUGGGGAAAGCGAUCCAAGACUACCUGGAAAUUCCCGUUUUCCUGCCGGUCGCUUCGGUUACUCACGACAACCGAAUCGCGGAGUUAUUAGGAGAACCCGUCAAUCCGAGCUAUCUAUCAGGUCAAUUCUAUAACUCCAAUCGUCCGUUUUCCGGUUCAACUGAAUCAUUGUAGGGUACUUCACAAACUUUGGGAAUGUGAUGAACUUCCAAGAGCGGGCCACCAAUACGAUUUCCUAUUUUCUCGGCAAGUGGAUACUUCAAUGGCCCGAGUGGUCAACUUUGCGGGAUCCGAAAAAGAUUAUGGAGAUUGAGGUAUAAGGAAAUGUUCGAAUUCCGUCCAAUGACCACUUUUUAGUCCGUCUAUCACAGUGCACCAUUCAUUUUCAUCAACUCCAAUCCCUACAUUGACUUCCCGCGUCCGAUGAUCACAAAAACUGUGCAAAUCGGUGGGAUCACUGUGGAUGUGAAUGAAUUGAGAAGCAAGAAAGUGGACGAGGUUGGACAUUUUGAAUCUCAAAGUGGGAAAUUGAAAUGAAAACAAGUUUAGAAAUGGAACGCAGUGCUGAACAAAAGACCUCAUUCCAUUCUGAUCUCGUUCGGUUCCAUGUUCCACUCGAUUUACAUGCCCGACAGUUACAAGUGAGAACGAAUUCAUUCACGACUCACUCGGAUUAUUCCAUUCCGAUUGUAGGGCGAAUUUCGUGCGAGUGAUGACGUCACUUCCGAAUGUCACGUUCAUUUGGAAGUAUGAGUCAGAAGACACUGGUUUUGCGGGCGGAGCAGACAACAUUGUGUUCAGCAAAUGGGUGCCUCAGAAGGCUUUGCUAGCGGAUUCACGACUGUCCGCUUUUCUCACUCACGGCGGACUCGGAAGUGUCAAUGAACUGAGCUACCUAGGAAAACCUGCUAUAUUGGUGGGUUUUCAUUUUCCCCUUCUUUUUUCCUCAUUCAUUCCAUUACUGUAGUGUCCCCUGUUCGCUGAUCAACUUCGGAAUGCGAAAAUGCUGACUCGACACAACGGAUCGAUCGAAAUAUCCAAAUUUGAUCUUCCGAAAUACGGCGCUCUCCGAACCGCCUUCCACAACAUUCUUUACGACGAGAGUUUCAAAGCGAACGCCGAAAAUCUGGCGAAGCGACUCGAAAACCAACCGAUGAAGCCGAAAGAACUUCUGGUCAGACACGCCGAGUUCGCAGCUCAGUGAGUGAAUUAUCGGAGGAGGUAUUUUAACAAUUAAAUGAUUCAGAUUCGGAGAGCAGCCGGGGCUGGACUGCAACAUCAGAAACAUGAGCUUCGUCGAGUACUUUUUGAUUGAUGUCGUCGCCUUGUUUGCCGCCGUCGGGCUCCUGAUCUUAGCAACUCUUUACUUUGUCCUCCUAAAGUUGACCAGCUCAAUUACAAAAGCAAAACUCGAAUAAUUGAUGUGUCACAACUCCUAACCAGUUUUAUCUUGUACGGGUUAUUAAAUUAUCAAUAAAAGAUCUUUACUCGUAGUCAUUCGAAUCGAGUCUGCUACAAAGUACCAAUUGAACCUUCACUUUUCCAUUACACUUUCCGUUCUUAUCAGCUUUCAAAUACGUACUUUAUAGUCGCCUUUAUCAACAAAAGACAGUUCACAACACGUUGUCUUUUUCCAUUUUCUUAUCAAUGUUCAAUACUGCUCUUCUUUUCUUUCCCUGCUCCACCCUGUAUCCUCUUUCAACUUCCUCGCUUUCUGUCCCUUGUUCGGUCAUAGUCACACUAUGUUCUCUGCAAAAACCGUCGAUUCACUGACAGACGGAGGUCACAAAGUGGUGAGAGAGUACACAUGUCUUGUUAUUGUCCCGCUACUUACAGACAUUCAUCACUCCCACUAUUAUUGAUUGAAAUGUUUCGCCCACGUUAAAUACACAAGAACUACGGAGGAUGUAGUGCAUUCGGAGGCGUUCGAGACGCUGAAAAAAUAUGUGUACAGUGUUGAAUGCUUGAUAAAAAGCAAUGCUCGUUUCUUUCAGAUCAGUCAUGUUAUCUGCUCUACAAGAAGUCGAUGGCAGAGGCGAUGAAGAACUUCCCCGAAGUCACGUUCAUUUGGAAGUACGAGACGGACGAUCCUCACGAGUUUGCGGAGCACACGCACGACAUUCACUUUUCCAAACGGGUCCCUCAAAUAUCACUUCUCGGUGAGCACUCACUUCUUUUCCGUAUUCAAUGAAUUCCGCAUUCCUGACGCACGCCGGUCUUCGAAGUGUCGAUGAAUUCGGAACUCAAAUGACUAGUCAACAGUCUGAAUUUUCAGUGCCUUCUGUUUGCCGAUCAAAUGAGAAACGCAAAAAUGUUGGCUCCGCACAAUGGCUCAAUUAAAUAGUCAAAGUUUAAUUUGGCUGUCACUUCCAGGAUCACAGAUGCUUUCAAGGAACUGCUGGUGAAACAUGCAGAGUUCGCGACGAGGUAUUCGAAGAAACAAUGAAGUUUUUGAUCUAAAAACUUGAUUACAGAUGUUUAGUUUCUCUUCUUGUCCAUUCGAUCAACAAUUGGGGAUUCGUGUUCUAUCGCCGCCGCUACAAACCACGGACUGUCCGUGUGCCAAUUGUAGCUGAACUGACAAAAGAGAUCAUAAAGAGAUGAUGAAAAACUGAAGAAAUAUCUUUCAUAAAGAAUGCCUUACAGGGAACGAUCACGUGUAGACGCAGAACUUGCCUCCGUAUGUGACCAAUUUGUGAUCGGAUUGUGGUCUUUGCCGAUAAAAUGAUAGUAUAUAAAUCACGGCCCAGGCAGACUUAUAACAAGAAUUAGUAAUGAGACCGAUUCUAGUGACUUUUCUCCUGAUCCAAACUGUUUUUUCGUUCAAUUAUCUCGUAUUCUGUCCAUUAUUCGGGCACAGUCACACUACUUACUUCGCUAAAAUCGCAGACACCCUUUCGGAUGCCGGGCAUAAUGUGGUUGGUAUCACAAAUUCUUCCACUUCAAUGCAUUUCCAUUUAUUCAGACAUUCUUCACACCGAUCAUCGUUAAGAAGUUUGCACGUGUUCAGUACGUAAAGUCAACGAAAGAUGUGAUUCAUUUGGAGCCAAGCAAGAAACUGGAGGAGUACGGAGCUUCGAUGGAAGACAAGGACUUUUCGAGAUUCUGGACGGACGAUUCCUCGAUCUCCGAAAUGCUCCCGGCUCUCCAACUCUUCCAUAAUAUGUACGCUGAGCAAGCGAAUGUGCUCAGAGACAAUUUGGAGUUACUCGAUGAACUCAAAGCAAGAAAGUUUGAUGCGAUGAUAUUCGAGAGCUUUGUGUUGUGUUCCUAUCGUAAGUGCAUUAAUAACAAAGUUGAGCUAACGCAGCUCCUUCCAGCUCUUCUCGAUUACCUUGAAAUCAAAACAUUCCUGCCUUCCAUCUCAGUUGUUUACGAUUUAAAGUUGUCAAGAUCAAUCGGUGAACCAGUGAUGCCGAGUGCCGUCUCACGUAAGGCCGAAUGGAUCAGAACUCUCUUAUUUUAUUAUUUCCAGUCCCCCUUUCGAAGUCAACUGAUAGAAUGAGUCUAUUCGAAAGACUCGUAAGCACUGUGACUCCUCCCAUCAUCGACUUCUUCCUCCCGAUGCAAGUGUUCACUUCCUUCCGUGCUCCUUUCGAACCCAUCGACAUUGCUUCCGUUGAGCCACAAUCCUCGUUCAUUUUCACAAAUUCGAAUCCGUUCAUCGAUUACCCGCGUCCAGUGAUCACCAAAAACGUGCAAAUCGGAGGGAUCUCUGUCGACAUGGAGCGUUUGAAAAAUCAGAAAGUGAACGAGGAAUGGGAUCGCAUUCUCUCUUUGAGACCCAAAACUGUGCUGGUCUCUUUUGGAUCGGUGAUGCUUUCCAAGGACAUGCCAAUGAAAUACAAGUGAGUGAGGAAAUGGAAUAUGCAGAACAAGCCGUCCGUUUCAGAUCGUCAUUGGUACGGGCUAUGCGCAAGUUUCCCGAGGUGACGUUCAUCUGGAAGUACGAGACGGAUGACACGGAGAGCUUUUCCGAACGAACCGCCAACAUUCACUUCUCCACAUGGGUUCCACAAACGGCUCUUCUUGGUUUGUGGCUGUUCGUUGUAAGUUUUAAAUCAAUCCGUUUUCAGCCGACUCUCGGCUCUCCGCAUUCUUCACACACGCUGGUCUUGGAAGUAUAAACGAAGUCAGCUAUCUUGGGAAGCCCACCAUUCUGGUAAAAACAUUUUCAAAGAGAGUUUAAAAAAGUUAGAAGAACAUUUAUAGUGUCCUAUUUUCGCCGACCAAAUGAGAAAUGCAAAAAUGUUAUCUCGACAUAACGGAUCCAUCGAGUUGUCCAAGUACGAUCUGGCGGAUCCGGACAGAAUCGAAGAAGCGCUGCGGACGAUUGUGUUUGAUGUUCAGUGAGUGAAACGGAAACGGAGAAACGGCAAAGUGAUAAAGUGACAGUGUUUAGGUACAAACAAGCAGCUGAAAAUCUAGCCCAUCAACUGGCGAAUCAGCCUACGAAACCCAAAGAUCUCUUGUUGAAACAUGCCGAGUUUGCCGCUCAGUAAGUGUCCGUUUCGAUUCAUCGCUUCCAAUCGUAACUUUUCAGAUUCGGACGUCUUCCGUCUCUGGACCCUUAUUCCCGCCAAAUGUCGUUCGUCGAGUACUUCCUUAUUGACGUGGCAGCCAUCGUCGUCGCUUCCGUUCUACUGGUCCUUUUCGUUCUUUACCGACUAUCGAGGCUGCUGAUCAGUUGUCUCCCAUUCACGUUUUCGGCCGUAAAACACAAAACGAAUUGAAUCAACUACAAUUCGCACAGUCUGUUUUGUCGGGGGUUUUCUGAUGACGGGUCAAUAAAGAGUAGUCUGUUGUGACUGUCUUAUCAUUUUCGUUUUUUCAUCGUCAUGAAGUUGACAUGUUUGGUUUUUCUUCUCGCCAGUUCCGCGUAUUCCUACAACUUUCUAGUUUUCUGUCCCUUAUUUGGUCACAGUCAUACUACUUUUCUGGGAAGGAUUGCCGAUAUUCUCACUGAGGCCGGGCAUAAUGUGGUAAGACUUGGGCUGCAAAAAAAACUGAAAAAGUGAACGGAUCGAAUCAUUCAGACGCUAUUCACUCCAACUAUUGUCACCGAAUUCCGCAACUUUACAUACACAAAACUAACAGAGGAUGUUGUUCAUUUGGAUGUGAGUCUCACUGAAAUUAGGUUGUUUUGAGUGCACUUUCGAACGUUUUCCAGCCGAGCCCGAAACUGAAGGCCAUCGGAGACCUGAUCGCCGGCAACAAACGGUGGUGGAAUCAAGAGUUCUCCGUGUUCGAAGUGCCUCAAACUGCCGACUUCUUCCAAUCUGUCAACCAGGAACAGCACGCUGUUCUCGCGGUGAAUCUUCCGAUUUUGGAUGAGCUCAAGAAAAGAAAGUUUGACGUGAUGCUUUUUGAAAGUAUGUUCGCUUGUGCAUUCCGUAAGUUGUCUUCUGUAUUCUCUAAUCGAAUGGUAUCCUUCCAGCAUUAAUGGAGUAUCUGGAAAUCAAAACAUUCUCCAUCGCAGGAUCCAUUUCGUACGACUCGAUGACUGCUUCAGCGAUGGGAGAACCGACGACGCCGAGUUUCAUUCCAAGUGAGUGAGCGCAUCAGACGUCAGUGACGCUCCAUUCAGAUCUGAUGGCACAGUCCUCCGACCGAAUGAGUUUAUACGAGAGAUUCAUGAAUGCUCUGAUCGGCCUCUCCACUGACAUCUUCUCGUUGGUUCCAAAUCAUUUUUCAGAUUAUAAAGACUCAACAAAGAAGAUUUAUCCAUCUGUAAUUGGGCGGGAUGCCGACUUUUACCUAAACAAACAUUUUCAGCAAAGGAUGCCACAUUCCUCCUUCUUCUUCAUGAACUCGAAUCCAUAUCUGGACUUCACACGACCGACACUCUCGAAAAACAUUCAAAUCGGAGGAAUUUCUGUUGAUUUGAAGAGCUUGAAAAGCGGAAAAGUGGAGGAACAGUGGGAUAAAGUGCUCAAUGAAAGGGAGAAGACAAUGUUGAUCUCUUUCGGAUCCGUCAUUCUUUCGAAAGAUAUGCCGAUGGACAAAAAGUGAGAGUGAUGGUGUCAAUAACCUGUGAAACUGGUGUGUUGGCUUCAGAGUUGCAAUGGCAAAAGCCAUGAGCAAGUUCCCACAAGUGACAUUCAUUUGGAAGUAUGAGGCAGAUGACGUGGAUAGUUUCGCAAAGGGAAUUCAGAAUAUUCACUUUGCCAAGUGGAUUCCACAGCGAGAAGUUUUAGGUGAGAACGUUAGUUAUGAGCUUUCAACGAACCGUCCACUAUUUUCAGCCGACGCGCGUCUGUCCGCGUUUAUGACCCACGGAGGGCUCGGAAGUAUCAACGAGGUCAGUUAUUUGGGAAAACCGACUAUUACGGUAAGAAAUGUAGACGAGACAUUGAUUUAGCAUUCAUUUUUCCAAUUUUCAGUGUCCAAUAUUCGCAGAUCAGAUGCGGAAUGCAAAAAUGUUGGCAAGACACAACGGGUCGAUCGAAAUAACAAAGUACAAACUAUCGGAUCCGAUUGAGAUCGAGCAAGUGUUCCAAAAGAUUCUGUACGAUGAAAGGUAAUGGGUAUUGGUGUGAUGAACUCUUGGAGAGAUUGAAUGUUUUUAGUUACGCACUGAAUGCGAAACGGCUUGCUGAUCACUUGGAAUUCCAGCCGUUCCAUCCGAAAGAGUUGUUUUUGAAGCAUGCAGAAUUCGCAGCCAGGUACUUACGAAACUCUUGUUACCAAUAGAACAAUCUUUUUUAGAUUCGGCCGUCUUCCAUCUCUGGAUCCUUACUCUCGUCAGAUGACUUUCAUUGAAUUCUACCUUCUUGACGUGCUCGCAAUCGUUCUCACCGUCGUUCUCUCAAUCGUUCUGUCGCUGAUCUAUGCAUUUAAACUGAUAACUGGAGCUCUGAAUAGAAAACAGAAAAAUGAAUAA